Messenger RNA from Dermacentor albipictus, 468 nucleotides. The record is from RefSeq and is a predicted model, not a curated record. NCBI's taxonomy places the organism in Eukaryota, Metazoa, Arthropoda, Arachnida, Ixodida, Ixodidae.
AUGGCGACUUCAGCGGCGGCUGCGUCUAGGAAGCGGACCGGCCUCCAGAGCGACACCGACGGCGAUGACACCAGCGUCUACUCGCUCGGCAUUGAGGACUUCUCUGAUGACGCCUUCGAGCUUGUGCGGAGCCACAAGGCGAAACGAAGACACACCACCAGGGCAUCCAUGUCUUCGAGCACGCCAACGCAACAGCCAAAGCCAGAACAACAGCGGAAGUCACAACCGAAGCCACAGCUGAUGCCGCAGCCGAUGCCACAGUCGGUGGUACGGCCGAUGCCACAGCCGGAAGAGAUGCCACAACCAGAGGCGAUACCGCAGCCGAUGCCACAACCGGAGGCGAUGCCGCAGCUGAUGCCACAACUGAAGCCGGAGCCACGUCAAGUGAUUCAGCUGCACUCGGCUGCAGAGCGAACAGCGCUGGUUCCUGACAAACUGCCCGAAGAAGACCGACAAAAGCCGGAAUGA